UUUUAUUCGCGCUUCUCAUUUUCUCGAAACUGUAGGUCGCUAGUCGGACUGUUGCGUUUGAUAUAGAAAAUUUUUCAUCGAUUUACAGCUUAGAUCGUUUCAAAAUCCAGCUAGAAUUUUCAUUAACUUCUAUAUUUAUUUUCCACUACAUUAUCAAACAUGUCAUCAAAAGUGCCUACGGUAAAGUUUAAUAACGGACAGGAGAUUCCGGUGCUGGGGCUUGGAACAUGGCUUUCAAAAGAGGGGGAAGGAAUUGAUGCAAUCAAAGCAGCCAUCGAUGCCGGCUAUCGUCAUAUCGACACUGCUUAUUUUUAUCAGAACGAAAAGGAAGUUGGGGAAGCAAUUCGUGCUAAGAUCGAAGAAGGCGUUGUUAAACGAGAGGAUAUGUUUGUAACGACCAAGCUAUGGAAUACUUUCCAUCAUCCUGAUAACGUUGAGCAGGCGUUCCAGAAGUCGUUGGAAAAUUUGAAUGUCGAGUAUAUUGAUCUGUACUUGAUGCAUUUGCCUAUUGGAUACAAGUUUGUCGAUUGGGACUCGGAAAACUUAAUGCCGUAUGAUGCUGAUGGAAAGUUGCAGUUUUCCGAUGUGGAUUAUAUUGAUACAUGGAAGGCGAUGGAGAAACUUUUGAAGUCCGGCAAAGUCAAGAGCCUUGGUGUGUCAAAUUUCAAUAGCGAACAAAUCACACGUUUGCUGGCCGAAUGUGAGAUUAAGCCAGUAACAAAUCAGGUUGAGUGUAACCCAAGUCUAAAUCAGAGAAAACUCACAGCGUUCUGUAAAGAUUUGGAUAUCACAAUCACUGCAUACAGCCCUCUCGGACGUCCGAAUUACUACGAAAAGGAUCCGGAUAAUAUGCCAAAACCGGCGUUGGACGACCCGAAAGUAGUAGAGAUUGGCAAGAAGUAUAAUAAAACUUCCGGUCAGGUCAUUUUGAGAUACUUGGUUGAUAUUGGCGUCAUUCCGAUUCCAAAGUCAUCUAACCCGGAACGUAUUAAGCAGAACAUCGAUAUUUUUGAUUUUAAAUUGACAGACGAGGAGAUUGAAAUAAUGGAUGGAUUUAACACCGGUCAGCGUACGGUUCCGUUCAACCUGUGCACUGACCAUAAGUACUUCCCCUUUAAAAUCGAUUUCUGAACUGUAACUGAUAUAUAAUAAAAUAAAGCUCUGAUUCAAGUUUGAUGACUAUUUAAAA
This is a messenger RNA of Malaya genurostris, 1189 nucleotides long. Its product is annotated as 1,5-anhydro-D-fructose reductase-like. Bases 160 to 1131 code for a protein of 323 amino acids. The transcript is spliced from 3 exons. Lineage: Eukaryota; Metazoa; Arthropoda; Insecta; Diptera; Culicidae. The record is from RefSeq and is a predicted model, not a curated record. Gene Ontology annotation, cellular component: cytosol. Gene Ontology annotation, molecular function: aldose reductase (NADPH) activity.